AGCAGUUCGUUGUGCUGGGAGAAUUGGCCCUUUGGGUGUUGACAACAGUGCCUGGGAAUUAGAAACACUCAGGAUCCCUGCCUCAAUGCUUCUCAUGCGAGUCCUGAAUGAUCAUCUGGAGGGCACUCCUUCAGUACAGCUCUCCUCAUGUCCCCGUCGGGUGGUCAGGAGUUAAGAGGAGCCGUAGACGGGACAGGUCAGAGGCCAGGCCAAGAUGACAGGCUUCCUGCCCCAGAGGAGACUGAUGCUCCUGUUCCUGCUUUUGAUUCUUGUUCUGGGGAUCUACAUGCUGCAUGCAAAUAUGGACAUGAAGCGGGGGCUUACAGAUGACCAACGCAUUGUCCAGGAUCACAACAGGUUGCCUGGCUCCAAAGAUGACAGCAACAGCUCCUUGGAUUACUGGCCAAAGCAUGAUUUGAUAAUUGCAAGACAAGAAAAGCAAAGGAAAGACACACAGUCAAACACCUUACAAACUGUAGUGCGAACUUCCUCGCAGCAGAAUCUAAACUCUUCAGAUUCUGAAAAAGUGGAGUCUAACCUCACCAAAACGUCAGAGGAACUUAUCAAACAAGCCAAACCCACACAGCCAGACUUCUUCGGCGACAGAUAUGCAACUGAUGAUGUUCCGCUACAAACAAGCUGUCCCAGUAGCAUUCGUAGAAAGGUGUCUCGGACUCCCUUUGCCGAAAAAUUUCUGGAGAAUGUGCCGGUUCUGCAGUGGGCCAAGCAUUUUUCAGAGCAAGAGUACCAGCGUUUAAGCCGCUAUCCAGGAGCCCAUGGAUGGGGCAGUGUAGAUAUGGAUGUUCUGAAGAACUCGCUGGCCAUCUUAAACACUUCAGCCAACCGCGUGAUGUUUGAUGACUGGGAGAGAAGAAGGAACAGGUCGCAGUGUAUCCGCUGUGCUGUAGUGGGGAAUGGGGGAAUCCUGAACGGGUCCAAGAAAGGCCGGGAGAUUGACCAGCACGACUAUGUCUUCAGGACGAAUGGAGCGGUCAUUAAAGGCUUUGAGGAAGAUGUUGGCAGUCGCACUUCUCUCUACACCUUCUCCACCAACACCUUACGCAACUCAAUGCGAAGCUAUGCAGGUGCAGGUUACCAGGGCCCUCCUCUGGGCAAGGAGACCAAGUAUGUUUUCUUGCCUGAUCAUGACCGUGACUACAUCCUCAUGAGGGCAGCGGCCACACACACACUGAUUGAGAAGGGGCCAGAGAAGAGUGCUAAGCCACCCAGUUAUUUUGGAAGUGAUGUGACGGUAGAGAAAUUUAAAAUGUAUCAUCCAGACUUUAUUCGAUACCUUAGAAACAGGUUUCUGCGUUCACACACACUCAACACUAGAUAUAAAGACAUCUACAGACCAUCUACAGGAGCUGUGAUGCUACUGGCAGCUUUUCAUACUUGUGACCAGGUGAGUGCCUAUGGAUUUAUGACCUCGGAUUACAACAAGUACUCGGACCACUACUAUGACAAAACUCACAAUCCAGUGCAUUUCUAUGCCAACCACGACCUGCGGAUGGAGCUGAUGUUAUGGCAGCAGCUACACCAGGCAGGACUGAUUCAGCUCUACAUGCGAACAUAAACCCACAGCGCACAAACUUGGACACUAUCUCAGACUCAGUCACUAGACAAGGAGUCUCCUGCCCCAUGGGAAGUGCGGUGGUAUAAGCUGUGGACAAAUAACCUGUGUCUGCUAUUUGGCCUCUUUGACUGGCCUAGUUCAGCUCAGUAUGCUGUCAAUGGUGAACAAGAAAUUCUUUCAAGACUUUUUUGGUUUUCUUCACGAUUUUUAUUUAUUUACUGUUUAAACUAGGAUACUGAACCCUGGUAAUCAGUGACUCAGGAUCUGUGUGUGUGUGUGUGUGUGUGUGUUUGUGUCUAUGUGUGUGUGUGUGUUUUAAAGGGAAUUGAUUACUGUCCUCAUCUGUUGGGAAUAGAACAUCCUCCCAACACACAGCCCUGUUGCAUAUUGUGGCUGCCACAACAAAAUCUCCCGCCUCUUUUUAAAGUCAUUUUUUUCACUUUUGUUAACAUAAAUCGGACAUUUACUAUCCUUUUUAUGCCCCUCUUGUCACUUUCCAGUGCAGGGAGAUCUGCAGGGCUGUUAAAGGUCUCUAAUAAUCUUGAAGGAUUGGGGAAAUUAGAAAGGAAUCUAAAAGAAGAAAUCUGGAGGUCGUAGAUUUCUUGCGACAACAUUGUCAAAAUAAGCAUGUCCUUUGUUCCAUGUAUACCCUUUUUCAGUUGGAGAAUCUGCUCCAAUGAAGGAGCAGCAGCUGCUUUCAAGGCUGGAAUAGGGUGGAAAUACACAGCACCGGCUGAAGCCAGACAGGCUAUUGUAUUGUCCGUUUUGUUUUCGCCUGUCCAGUUACUGAUCAGUAUAAUGCAACAUGAAGGAGUAACAGCUGGUAAGGUGUUCUAUAAUAGAUAGUAUAAUAUUGUAAGAUGCCUUCAGUUUAAUAUGCCUUAGGAUUUAAGUGCCAUGUUUGUGUGUGUGUGUGUGUGUGUGUGUGUGUGUGGAACACUGUGAAAUGAAGAGGUUUUUUAUUACAUUUUCUGAAGCUUCAGCAAAAAUGCAUCUUACUGAUGCACUCAACCAAAGACUAAUUAAUAAAUAACUUUAAUAAAACAUUAUGAAGCAACUUUUAUACCAAUUACUGGGUACACUGGUGACCUUUUUAGAAACAAAUUGCCCAAUUAAAGACCAUAACGGUAAUAACAGUAGUGGACUUCAGCACAAUGCAAUACAUACAUAUACAGACAUAAUGGUUCAGAUUCAGUGACCUCAACAAUGCCAGAGAGUAAUGCACUGCAAAAAAUAGUAUCUUGUCAAGUGAAAUUAUCUUAACACUGGCCAAUUUAUUUCAAAUGUCUUAUUUUGAAUCUUAUUAUAUCUUAUUUAGCUGGUUUCAAGCACAUUUCUUAAAACAAGCACAAUUAUCUGCCUCACUAUCUAACAUAGUGAGAUGAUUUUACUCUAAAUUAAUUAUUUUAAAUUGUUUAAAACAAGUAAUGUUUGGAAAUAAGUUAAAUAAUCUUAAACUAAGUUUAUAACAAUCUCAAGAGGAGAAAUAUUAACAUAUUGACAAUUUGAGAAUUUUACUUGACACGAUACCAUUUUUGCUGUGUGAGCUUCAUGCAAUCUUGCAUGAAGAACAUUUCAAAAUACCAGUAUGUGAGAGGUCUGUCAAUUUCAGUUUGGAUGUAUAAAGUGCAAUAUGUGAGAUUAAAUAUGUAGUAUUAUAAACAAGAUAGUGUUUAUAUCUUGUUUCAUCUGUGCAUUGCUGUCCUCUUACCUGGCCUGCAUUGUAUGCCACUGACCAUAUAUAUAAUGAAAAGUUUAUUACCAAAUCUUUUAACCCAUCUUAUUGUUUAUCGUUAAAUGAUUAAGGGGUUUCUCAUUCAUUCCGAUUCAUUGGCAGUGUAGAAUGUUUUUAUUUUUCCAUUCAAACGUGCUAAAAUGUUUGUUUUAUACAAAUGAAAUGUAAAAAGAGAUCAUUUGGUAUGCCUUUAAGUAACCUAUUAUAAAAAAGAUGAAGCUUCAGCAGGGUUUGGUGAAAAAAAUGAAGGGCAAAAUCAAAUGUUAUGUCUAAAAAUAUUUUUUUUAAAGAAAUCUUAAUAAACAUUAAAAAUCUGUUAAUGA
Messenger RNA from Colossoma macropomum (tambaqui), 3634 nucleotides. It is a transcript of the gene st6galnac, whose product is annotated as ST6 (alpha-N-acetyl-neuraminyl-2,3-beta-galactosyl-1,3)-N-acetylgalactosaminide alpha-2,6-sialyltransferase. The transcript has 9 exons. Gene Ontology annotation, molecular function: sialyltransferase activity. The record is from RefSeq and is a predicted model, not a curated record. The coding region runs from base 215 to 1576 and encodes 453 amino acids. NCBI's taxonomy places the organism in Eukaryota, Metazoa, Chordata, Actinopteri, Characiformes, Serrasalmidae.